AUGAUGAUUGUAUUUCCAGACUAUUUCUUGAUAUGGUUUUCAGUCAAGACUCUGAUCGACCGUUCCUGUUUUGAGACUAUAGAUGAUACUUCCCCUGAAUUUAAUAAUUUUGCAGCCAUUCUGGAACAGAUUCUAAGUCAUCGACUGAAAGGUCAGAUCACCUGGUUCGGCUAUGAAAGUCCUCGUAGUUUCUGGGACUACAUUCGAGUAGCUUGCCGAAAAGUCUCUCACAAUUGCAUCUGCAGUAUUGAGAACAUGGAGAAUGUCGGUUCUUCUAGAGCUAAGGGUCGAGCCUGGAUCAGAGUAGCACUUAUGGAAAAGCAUUUGUCUGAAUAUAUUUCCACAGCUCUGAGAGACUUCAAAACAACCAGGAGAUUUUAUGAGGAUGGAGCAAUUGUUCUUGGUGAAGAAGCAAAUAUGCUUGCUGGUAUGCUGUUGGGACUCAAUGCAAUUGAUUUCAGUUUUUGUCUGAAGGGUGAGGGAUUGGAUGGCAGCUUUCCAGCUGUCAUAGAUUAUACACCGUACUUGAAGUUCACCCAAAGUUCUGACAGCAUCAGCAGUGAUGAAGAAGAGCUAAGAACGCUGGGCAGUAGUGGCAGUGAAGGCAGCACUCCAGAGAAUGUUGGUCCUCCAUUCAUCACGGAUGAAAACAGUUGGUACAACAAAUGCAAAAGGGUAGAACAGAAGUACCGGCUUGCGUUGGAACAGAAGGGUUACCUUGAAGAAUUGGUACGACUCAGAGAAAACCAGCUGUCUGAAUCUGUCUCACAGAAUAAACUGCUGUUACAAAGAAUUGAAGAUAUGGAUCUAGCUCAUAAAAUGGAGAAGGAACAGCUGGAAUAUAUCAUUGUGGAACUGCAAGACCAGUUGACUGUGCUAAAGAAUAAUGACCUGAGAUCAAGACAAGAAUUAACUACUCACCUCACCAAUCAGUGGCCUUCCCCAGGAGCUCUGGAUGUCAAUGCUGUUGCCUUGGACACUCUACUCUAUAGAAAGCACAAUCAACAAUGGGAUGAGAAAAGUUUUCAAAGUCUGGACCAACUUUCAGCAGAAGUUAGUCUUUCUCAAUCCUCUCUGGAUCCAGGUCACUCACAGGAUGGGAAGCAGGAUGGAAUGAACUUGUUAAAUGAAGGGAAGGAAGACACUCCAUCGUUGCUUGGUCUUUGUGGCUCUCUCACUUCAGUAGCAAGCUACAAAUCUCUCACAAGUCUGAAAUCAAGUGAAUAUCUUGCAAGUCCCACAACAGAGAUGACAAGUCCAGGCUUAACACCAUCUUGAGAUACACACAAGAAGGAAGAGCUUUGUGUUGUAUGCAUUUGGUUUAUGUUCCAUAAAAUGACUUGCAAUGAAGACUGCUGGUUCUAAGCUAAAAAAUGAGCUGCUUUAUUUUCUCUUUUCAUGGUUAUCUGUUUAAAAAUUCACAAAUUGUGUCAGUUUUCAUUCAAACUUUUUUUUCCCCCAGAGGACUUUUCAAAUUUUCUAUUUUAGUCUUGAAUUAUUUAAAGCUCUUGGUCAGGUACAGGACAUAUAAUCUGAUGCUUAUGACUGAUUUUUAAAAUGAAACAGUUGGAAAUCAGUCCCCUACUUAACUGCCAUGACCUUUGUUUCUCCUUGCAAUGGCCAGGCCCUACUCCAGCCACGGUGCUUCUCUGCAGUGCUUUAAAUAUCUAUCAACUCUUGCAGAACAGACAGGGAAUCCUUAACGCCAGUCUUUGUAGGCAAAUAAAUAUUUUACCUAAAAAUCCAGCUUUUCAUCUGUGUAUGUUGCAUAGGACCUCAAAUAGCAUAUUUAACCUAUCAACAGCUCUUCUCAAGCUGACUCAGCGUUAGAUUUUGCAUUCCUGUUAGUAUCAUGGCACUUAGGAGAUGUCUGAAUCGCACUGAAGAAUCACACUGAGACACUCUUACUGACUCUUGAAGUUGCAUGUGAAUAACAAAUGUUAAGUUGAUCAUCUAAAUCAAGCAUACUUAGCAAUUUGUAAAUGUUGAGGAAACUCACCGAAUGCUUUUGAGUGACCUGAGUUACAGAUAAUCAAACAUUAUAUGAGAAAUUUCUUGGUUUAUUGGCCUUGCUGGAAAGAUGGGGACUAAGGAUGGUGGGGUUAGCACCUUGGGAAGCUUGGAUUGUGUGUUUAUUGGCACGAUCCCGAGGAGAGUGAAGAAGGGGAAACAAAGACAAUGUAAUGACAGUAUUCUCAUGUUAAAGAUUUUUCUCAUUCCCGUAGUAGUGCAAUAGGUAUUUUUCUUGAUUAGGUAAUAUGGCAGAACUUAUUUAAGUCAGUUUUCUGAAAUUAAUUGCCAUUGAUUUAAAUUACUGAUA
Messenger RNA from Pygoscelis adeliae (Adelie penguin), 2320 nucleotides. RefSeq names its product RUN domain containing 3B (gene RUNDC3B). The record is from RefSeq and is a predicted model, not a curated record. NCBI's taxonomy places the organism in Eukaryota, Metazoa, Chordata, Aves, Sphenisciformes, Spheniscidae. Bases 1 to 1278 code for a protein of 425 amino acids. The transcript has 11 exons.